AUGCAUAUUUUCUCAAUUCUCUUGAUUGCCCUUGUAUUUAUUUCUGUUGUCAACUGUCAGUGGGGUAAUUAUGGCUGGAGAGACGAUUUGAGAGGAGGAGUUGAUGAAUGGGAAGGAAGUGGAGGAUGGCAAGGCAGAGGAGGUGGAAGGAAUCGCCAAAGAGGCGGAGGUGAACAAAGAGGUCAAGGAGGCCGCCGUGGGCAACAAGCAGGAGGAUGGCAGGGAAACAGAGGUCGAGGCAGAGGAGGUCCGAAUGAUGGCGGACGCAGGAGAUGGGGCGGAGGCAAUGACCGCGGUGGUGGUUGGGGCGGCCGAGGAUGGGGUCCAGGAGGGGGUUGGUGGCCGCACGGCUUUGGUUGGGGCGGAAGAGGUGAGAUUCCUAAUAUAACUCAAAGUACUAGAGGAGGAGCCGCUAUUUCAGGUUGGGGAUGGGGUUGGCUACGCUAA
This is a messenger RNA of Cylicocyclus nassatus, 447 nucleotides long. The record is from the annotation of a GenBank genome assembly. Lineage: Eukaryota; Metazoa; Nematoda; Chromadorea; Rhabditida; Strongylidae.